Messenger RNA from Lytechinus variegatus (green sea urchin), 2550 nucleotides. Its product is annotated as sodium-coupled monocarboxylate transporter 1-like. The coding region runs from base 323 to 2251 and encodes 642 amino acids. Gene Ontology annotation, molecular function: symporter activity. The transcript has 16 exons. Lineage: Eukaryota; Metazoa; Echinodermata; Echinoidea; Temnopleuroida; Toxopneustidae. Gene Ontology annotation, cellular component: membrane. Gene Ontology annotation, biological process: transmembrane transport; sodium ion transport. The record is from RefSeq and is a predicted model, not a curated record.
ACUCGUUUCCAACUUGUAUCGUCGUGAAAUAAUUGAUGACGCUACAUUAUUUCAUACGUGUUAUAGCACCGCGAUCACUUUUUUAUUACCUUGGCAAUUACGGUUCAAUUACUCUUGACACGUUCUGUCAUAAAACUUCAUGUUUACCUUCAUCAUGGUAUAAAAGUUUCGCAAAUGAAUAUAAGUAAGGAACUCUGAGCCGGGGAAUCAGUUUGACGAUUACAAUUGCCAAGUUGUGUUCAUAGAGGAGCUACUUCGCCACAGUUCGAUAUACCAGGAUUCCAGUCUUAACUUAAUACCUAUCUCGAUUAUCAAAGAGAGAAUGGCCGAGAGCGCGUAUCUUAUCAACACCACCUUUGGUGCUUGGGACUAUGUGAUCCUGGCGAUAUCAUUGGCCAUAUCGUCUGGGAUAGGUGUGUACCACGCUUGUGCUGGUGGCCGUCAAUCAACCACCGAAGAAUUCUUGAUGGCGGAUCGUAAUAUGAAUCCUAUUCCUGUCUCAUUGUCCUUGGUAGCAAGCUUUAUAUCAGCAAUCACAGUCCUAGGAACACCUGCUGAAACCUACAUCUAUGGUACCAUGUACUGGUUGUACAGCUUUGCCUAUUUGUUUGUUGGUUUUGCGACAGGAUCGUUCUUCAUCCCGAUCUUUUACAAAAUUGGCGCGAAAAGUGCGAAUGAGUAUCUUGAAAUGAGAUUCAACAAGGCAACUAGAAUUCUUGGAACUCUCGUCUUCUUCGCCCAAAUGAUCCUAUACCUAGGGAUUGUCAUCUAUGCUCCUGCAUUGGCGCUCAAUCAAGUUACCGGUUUGAAUCUAUGGGGAUCAGUCAUGGCUAUUGGGAUUGUGUGUACCUUCUAUACUACAAUUGGAGGAAUGAAGGCAGUGUUGUGGACUGAUGCCUUUCAGGUCAUGGUUAUGAUGUCAGGUUUCUUAGCUGUUAUCAUCAAAGGCUCUAUGAAUACUGGUGGGCUCGACAAAGCUUGGCAAAUUUGCGAAGAAAAUGGAAGGAUUGAUUUCUGGAAUUUUGAUCCUGAUCCCACCGUCCGUCAUACAUUCUGGACGAUCAUAGUGGGCGGAACCUUUACAUGGGGAAGUACUUAUGGAGUCAACCAAUCACAGGUCCAGAGAUAUCUCACGUGUGGCAAGGAAAAGACCGCCCAACUCGCCCUCUUCAUGGCUAUCAUAGGUAUGGUGAUAGUGGUGUCAGCAGCCUGCCUGUCAGGAUUGGUCAUGUAUGCAAACUUCGUAGACUGCGAUCCCUUUACGAUGGGCUACGUAUCCUCAUCUGAUCAGCUGAUGCCUUAUUUUGUAAUGUAUCUAUUUGGAAGUAUGCCUGGCUUACCCGGAUUGUUUACAUCAGCCGUCUUUAGUGCAGCACUAAGUACUGUAUCAUCUGGUCUGAACUCUCUGGCUGCUGUAACUGCUGAAGAUAUUGUAAAGUCUAUCUGGCCAAAGAUUGAAGAGAAGAAAUAUACUCUUGUCACCAAAGGUCUUGCACUUUUCUUUGGGGUUCUCUGUAUUGGAAUGACGUAUGUAGCUUCACAGCUCGGAGGGGUUCUUCAGGCUGCACUAAGUAUAUUUGGAAUGAUUGGCGGACCAAUGCUUGGGUUGUACAGCUUAGGAAUGUUCUUUCCAUGGACAAAUUCUUACGGAGCUAUUGGAGGUACCUUGUGUGGUUUGGUCUGGUCCCUAUGGGUAGGAAUAGGGGCACAACUUUACCCCCCUGAGGUCUAUAAACCACCACUAUACACAGACGGGUGUUAUAAUGAAAGCAUACUUACCACGAUGACUAUGGGACCUACUACUAUGAUGCCAACCGAAGAACCAAGACCGGCUAUCGCACCGUUAUACUAUCUAUCGUAUUCCUGGUACAGUGCGGCUGCUUGGCUUCAGACUUGUUUCUGGGGACUUCUGAUUAGUUUCCUGACAGGUUAUACCGAUCCAAGAACGGUUAACCCAAGUCUAAUAAGCCCUAUCGUUGAUCGUAUGUACUGCUGCCUUCCUGAGUCAAUCAAGAAACCGUUAAGAUGUGGUGUGGGAGAGUUGUAUCAAGAAGAUGAAGAACCAAAGGAAGAAGAUGAUACAGCAAUGAAAGUCAAGUAUGAAAACGCCGCCUACGUUAACGAUGAUGAGUUGCCCCAUCCCGUCAAUGGCCACUAUAAGUCUCAACUAAAUGGUGAUGCCUUGCCUGAGCAGAAAUUCAGAGAAAUUGGAACGCAGUUUACGAGUGAUCACGAAGACAGCAGACUGUAGAAUAUCAUGGGAACAUUUCCUGAAGCAUUCAUCGGUGUGAUAUGCAAUUAUAAACAUACUCUAAGAUGCAUUAAAGGGGUGUUUUCGGUCAUGUUAAUACAUGAAAAUUUCAUAUUUUUUUUGGUUGCGCUAUACCCCAGCGAUGCCGCCAGGUCGACACUGGACCGUUGGGUAUUACCGUACCCCCUUUCUUCUUCGGUUAAUGGAUCGUCCUGUCGGCAGCGCUGGGGUACAAUUUUCUUGUAAAUUAAGAUUAUGUUGUAUGUACUUAUACAAUGUUCUUUUUUAUUGAAGUGCAA